CCGAAGCACUCCCUCCCCAGUAAUCAAAGCAAGUCAUCAGCCGGCAGUACUCUAUCCCCGCGCAUCACUCCCUCGUGGCGUAUCCGCUCUCUAAUCUCCACCCCAAUACUCUGUAGGCCCCAUAACCAUUUAACGAAGCCGGAUCAUACCAAACGACAACUCCCGGCACGGCAGGCCAAAGCUGGAUAUUGACAAAACCACGAUCAACACUCGUUCAAUUAUCCAUCGACUUCAUAUUGAUAAACCGAGCGAACAAUGGCCGACCCCGACCCUGACCGCCCCGGCUCCCGGGGAUACCACGCCUCUCCCGUGCCACCCAGCCCGCACCCCUCCAUCGCCAGCCGAACGAGCAGGUCAAGCCUGCGUCGAGAACAAGAGCGCCGGGAAGCUCCAGCAUCGCACCCCCGACCGGCCUCGGCGGCGUACUCCUCGCGCCCGCAUACACCACACGCAGCCGCAACCGCAGCCGCGGGCCCCGUCCUCGCAGAUCACCCGCCUAGUGCCUCGCCUCCACCUCCGCCACCUCAACCUGCACGCCCACCGUUUUCCCCAGUUUUCGCACUCAUAGCUUCAACAUUACAUUCUUCAAACCGGCAGACGAUACACCAUCCGACAGUACACUACAUCUUUGCCGACGACGACCCAGAGAGACUAACUUCCGCCCUGGCAUACUAUAAUGGAGCUGGUUACGACGGCGAAGACGGCGAGGGCGAUUCGGAUGGCCCAAGCCCAAAAGACCGAGGCAUACUCCUAGACAUGGAGCCCACACCGGAUGGCGGAUCAGGGUACGGCUACGAAAUAGCAUUGGCCAGCAGUCUGACCCCGGACUGGGCGGUAACGUCAGCUCGGCUGAGUCUGAUGGAGGAAGCUGGCAACAGCAGCGGCGGGGUAGCAGCAAGAGGUGGACUAGGCAACAACCUAGUCCUGAAGAUAGAGGGCGUGAGUAUCGAUCCGCCCUCUUCGGCUGCUGGUCCCGGUCCGAUGGGCAUGACGCCAACCCCCGAGAUGGAGAUGCCGUCGUCCGACGGCAGCUCCGUGCGACAACAACAGCCGGCCCCUUCUGGUGGUGAAGACUACUCGAGCCUUCUACAGGAGUUUGAGAAGCGCAUGUCGACCCUGCGGAAGGUGGUUGAAGCUGGUGCUGCGAGACAGCGAGUCCUGGGUGACAUCGUUGGACCGGUAUCGGAAGGCAUGGCUGCGGAAAGAGGCCCGUGACGCUUCUGCAUUAUCCAAGCUUAACUUUUGUAAGGCUUGCCCACAUUAAGGUCGGAUAUUUACGAGCCUGAUUUGUUGGUAAUUCCAUUUGCGGAGACACGUAUGUUGCUGGAAAGGAGCAACUAGCAACUCGGCGUGUUGGCCAAGGUUCCGGCAAGCCAUGAACACAACCACUUGAGACCCAGAAGUGAGAACUCGGAAAAGCAGAACUAAGGACAAUGUGAAUUCUAUUACAAUGCCUUAUACGCACCGGUAGAGA
Molecule: messenger RNA, 1474 nt
Organism: Parathielavia appendiculata
Lineage: Eukaryota; Fungi; Ascomycota; Sordariomycetes; Sordariales; Chaetomiaceae
Exons: 1
Coding region: 256-1215 (319 amino acids)
Source: RefSeq, a predicted model, not a curated record